AUGGGUAAAGGUUCUAAAAUUCAUUGGAAAGCUUGGAAUAAUCUUUGCACUUCCAAAUUCUUUGGUGGACUCGGAUUCCGGUCUUUAGUUCAUCAUAAUCAGGCCAUGAUUGCCAAGCAGGCGUGGCGUGUUUUGUCUAAUCCUAAUUCUACUCUUGCUGCUAUUCUCAAAGCCAAGUAUUUUAAGCAUACUGGUUUCUAUGAGGCUAGGCUUGGGCAUUCCCCUUCUUUCACUUGGUCUAGUCUUCUUUGGGGUAGGGAUCUCCUUAGUCAAGGUUUGAUGUGGAAGGUUGGGAAUGGAUGUUUUAUCCGAACUUUGGAAGAUUAUUGGGUCCUUGAUUCACAAUUUCUUCAGCUCAUAGCCAGUGAUCCGCCGGCCUCCUUCGGAUAA
Cannabis sativa is the source of this 390-nucleotide messenger RNA. RefSeq lists its product as uncharacterized. Bases 1 to 390 code for a protein of 129 amino acids. The transcript has a single exon. The record is from RefSeq and is a predicted model, not a curated record. NCBI's taxonomy places the organism in Eukaryota, Viridiplantae, Streptophyta, Magnoliopsida, Rosales, Cannabaceae.